AUGACGGCACUCAGACUCCUGGGCCUGCUGGCCGGCCUACUGGCGACCUCCAGGGCCGGCUCGGCACCCCUGGCGGACAUCGUGGGUGGCAGGAAGGCCCGGCUGCAGGAGUUCCCAUUCCUGGCCUCCAUUCAGACCCAAGGGCAGCACUUCUGCGGGGGCGCCCUGAUCCAUCCCAGCUUCAUCCUGACAGCCGCCAGCUGCUUCCAAAGCCGCAACACCGGGAUUGCCACUGUGGUGCUGGGGGCCUACGACCUGAGGCGGCGGGAGAGGUCCCGGCAGAGGUUCUCCAUCAGGAGCAUCAGUGAGAAUGGCUAUGACCCCCAAGAGAACCUGAACGAUGUGCUGCUGCUGCAGCUGGACCGUCAGGCCAACCUCACCAGCAGCGCUGUGGCAGUGGUACCACUGCCCCCACAGAAUGCCACGGUGGAAGCUGGCACCAACUGCCAGGUCGCAGGCUGGGGCACCCGACAGCAUAAAGGGCGUCUCUCCCGAGUCCCAAGGGUCGUGAACGUCACUGUGACCCCGUCGGACCAGUGUCGCCCCAACAAUGUGUGCACCGGCGUCCUUACCCGCCGGGGCGGCAUCUGCCAGGGGGACGGGGGCACCCCCCUCAUCUGCAACGGCCUGGCGCACGGCGUGGCCUCCUGGUCCCGGGGGCCCUGCGGCAGGGGCCCCGACUUCUUCGCUCGCGUGGCACUCUUCAGAGACUGGAUUGACUCGGUUAUAAACCAGCCAGUUGCCACCAAGGACACGGCACGAGGGACAGGAGAGGCUGAGGGGCUGCCCCAGAGCCCAGGAGACUCGGGGAGGCGGGGGGGUGGGUGGAUCCUGGACCAGAGACUGGCUGAUUGUGAAAUCCAGGCGGCCUGUGAGGGGGCAAACUUUGUGCAAGACGUGGCCCCAGGGAAGCUGGGGCAGCACAUCCGGGAAUUCUGCGGACUGCUGUAA
Messenger RNA from Eubalaena glacialis (North Atlantic right whale), 951 nucleotides. RefSeq names its product azurocidin 1 (gene AZU1). The transcript is spliced from 6 exons. Lineage: Eukaryota; Metazoa; Chordata; Mammalia; Artiodactyla; Balaenidae. The record is from RefSeq and is a predicted model, not a curated record. Gene Ontology annotation, biological process: proteolysis. Bases 1 to 951 code for a protein of 316 amino acids. Gene Ontology annotation, molecular function: serine-type endopeptidase activity.